AUGGGCAAAACAAGCACCACCGGUAGCCCAUUCACGAAUGGGACAGGACAGCGGCCCGAGACGAAGAAUUGCCCCACGGCAGCUGGGUUCCCGAAGUUUGCCGACCUGCCACAAGAGAUUCGCGACAUGAUCUGGAGAAAGGCUCUGCCUGAGCCUCGGACCAUCAACGUCCUGGUGUACGCGUUCCCGGGCCUGAAGCUGGCGCCCCUCGACCGCGGAACGCUCAGGCUGACGCUGGCAGGGGUUUGCUUCGAGUCUAGGCGGGUGGUAAGGGAAUCCGGCUACGUCUUGGCUUUUCGCGAUGAAGAUGACCCGAAUGAUCCGGGUGUUUGGUUCAACCCAAGAAGGGAUACUCUGGAGCGGACUCUUUGGGGGCCCGGGGAGAACUGGGGACUAAGGUGA
Neoarthrinium moseri is the source of this 402-nucleotide messenger RNA. RefSeq lists its product as uncharacterized. The coding region runs from base 1 to 402 and encodes 133 amino acids. Lineage: Eukaryota; Fungi; Ascomycota; Sordariomycetes; Amphisphaeriales; Apiosporaceae. The transcript has a single exon. The record is from RefSeq and is a predicted model, not a curated record.